GACUACGACUCCGUCGUGUAGAGAUCCAUCGAUGUGCAGGAAUAACACACAUCAUACUACGGGCACAUCAGGAUACUAAACCGAUACAAAAAUAGCCAUAACGUUCUAAACAAAGGCCUGAUCGUUCAAAGCGUUCAUAGACAUAAAUAUUUAGAUUGGUGUUUUUGAAGAUUGGAAUCUGUCGAGUGUUGUAGAUAGGAGUAAUGUUAUUGUGUGGAAGCGUUCCUGUGGCCCUUUAAACAACUUUACUACACAUGACAGACAACGCCGGAUUGCCGGAUAACGUCAGCACAAUGACUGAGGUUUCGGGAUUAAGAAGCCCUUCGAAAUCUCGGCCUCUCGGAGAAGUCAAAGACAAUAUCAUUUACUUUGACGAAGACAACCAGAUACAACGGCCUACGAACUCGUCCCGGGAGGGACGCCGUCGGCGCGCCGAAAGGUACAGCAUUCGGCGGAUGAAGGAAAUGCGCGAGAGUCUUCGUCAGGCAGCUUUGAUCAACAUUGUGGCAGCAGUCAACGAGGGGUGUGACGAAAUCACUACGCCAAGGAAAUCUCAAUCAUCUGUAGACCCGUUCACGAACACAAUGGCCGUUCUGUCGAACCUUGUGUUAAAUAAGGACAGAACUAUAUCUAUUCCUAAGCAACAAGUGUUCAAGGAGGCUCCACAAAAAUUCUCCAUCAAGAAACCACUCUUUUAUAAAAAUUCUGCGGACGAACCUUCUCAAGAAGAUGAUGAUGAUGAUGAGGUGGAGCAAAGGAAGAGGAACAUUUCCUUGUCCCGGACACGUAGUUCUUUGGGAGAUACCCCGCCAACAACUGCCAAGGCAGAGAACAUCUCUAUAUCCGUACCCCUUCAACAGAUCAACGAGGAGAGUAAGGAGGAGGCCCCGGACAAGGAAUGGAUAGAUAGUCCGGCCAAGGUGAGAAUAGCGAGGUCAUGGACUCCACGACGGCGCUUUGUGUCGCUCAACAAACGUAACGACACGCGGAUCACUACAAGUAUUGCAAAGUGUGAUGCUGUAGAUAUUUACGAGUCUACCGAUACAUUAAAUGGGAACUACGUCACAAAUAGUGUACCUCCUCAACACCGUCCUAACUCGUCUAGUGACCUCAAUAUAUACCGUGCUAAAUCGCUUCCGUCAAUAUUUCCAGUGAAAAGACGAAAAUCGUGCGCGUUGCAGGAUUCUCCUCAGAUACUGACAAACAAUGAAAAGGUGAAGGUCACCGCUCCGUUCAAACCACCGGUACAAAAGACUGUAAGGGAAAACAAUAUAGCAGCUGACAACCCUAUAUUGUCUAAGAAUAUACAAAAAUUGUCACUCGGGUCAACUGUUAGUGGUAGUAGUAGAAAGCCGGACAGUAAACCGAGCAGUGGAGGGUUCACGUUUCCAGAGGAACAGACGGAAAAUCUACCUUGUCUUCAACAAGUAGACCCAACAAUGUCACUGGAGUGUCGGUCUCUUACAAUGACGUCACAGAUGAUGGGCGGAAGUACAAAAAAUAGGAGGAUAAGUACAAACACACCAGCUUUUAGGAUACCAGAACACGUGCUUACAAACGAACGUGACAUGAUGCGAGAAAUAGACAAUCAGUUCGAGGAAUUACAAAAACGGAUAUCUAGGAAGAUUCUAAAUUGGAGCGACAGAAAAACUGGACCGCCCUCCGCGAACCAACAAGAUAUAGUUGUGUCGGGGUACAAUGUGCUCGGUAAGGACACUGGUAUAAAGUCUAGUCUGAGUAGUGCCCAGAGCCGGGGAACUAAUAACUCCAUGAGGGGACUCAAACGGGUCAAGUUCGUGGACGAAGAAACAAGCGGGUACGACGAUGGCCGGAGCGCGAUCAGUAGCUCGGUAUUCUGGGACGAUAAUGAGAGAGCUGCUAUUAGAGCACAGGGCGUGGCUAAUAAGAUGCACGAGCCAGUCCGCCCAAUAAAACCCAUGUCGACGAACGAACUUAUACGUUUGAAGAAACGACUAAUGCCGGGUCAUUACAACACGGCAAACAAACAUGCCAAGUACAACAUUCUGGACAAUAAUAGCAUUCGCAUUUCGGGCAUGCGCUCUCGUCAAAGCACUUCGACUGCUACCAGUUUUACCUCUUCUCAAUCCGACCGGCGCUCGCUAGUGUCCGAAACGGACCUGGCUAGUUUUGACGGAUUCGUGGAGUUCAGUGGCCGGGAGCCCGAUGCUACAAACCGGAACAGUUCCAAAGUCCCAAAAAGUUUCGGUAUGUCCUCAUUUUAUCCAGACUCCCAAAGUCUGUACGUAGGUAGAGGAGAAUAUGGCAUGGACGAGACGACAGACACAGAAGACGAUGAUGGCGAUGAUGAUGACGACGAUGACAUAGAAAAUAUACGGUUGGGAGACGAGAGCUUUCGUGUUUUAAAAGCUAUUGAUUUAGGGACUCUAUCUGGCUAUCAAAAUAGACGUUUUAAAAAACCAAGCAUUAAAGAAACAGCUACAACUCAGCACUAUGUGAAAAUCAAAAUGAAAUGAAUUAAGACAUUUUGGAAAGAAUAUGAAUACAAAAUAAAUCAUGUUCUCAAUGUAUCAACUGACAGCUCGGUAAUGAAAACGGACAUUAUUCUAGACAGGAUAUUACAUCAUGUGGUGAUGUAGCCGGAUGUGACGUACGGAUUUAUAUCAAUCAGACUUAUUGGGACGAAUUCAUUGGGAAUGUUAUAAGUAUAUGUGUGUCUAAAUGCAAUUUCGUGUUCUGUCGAUAUGGACAUUUAUGACAAGUAACACACCUAGGUAAAAAGACAGGAUAUUAAUCGCGCAGACGGUCUUCCUUUUUCUAUGUCUGCGGAUUCACUUCCGUUGUGAUAAAACCCGACCACAUACGAAUGGAGGUAAAUGUAAUUCCAUGUAAAUUGCCUGGAGAUGUGUUUGAUAUGCGCUGUACGACAAGUGGAGGCCAGAUAAACCUUGUAUUGACGUAAUAAUCAGCAUAAAAUCUGGAAAGAGAACUUUUAUUGUCCAACGGGCAUUGAUCCGGACAGAUAUCAUCGACUGUCAGUUCUGCUCCAUAGAUCGAUCGGCAUUCUCAUUCCGAUAUUUGUAUUUCAUUUCGAGUCUUACAGAGCGUCACUGUAAAAUCUUCAUCAAUAUUUCUAGAUUAGCAGUGUCUUCACGUUGCUUGUUUAUUCCGACAGAUGAAGUCAUUUUCGGAAGACAGUGAAAAAAAUUAUUAUAAAAAUUGGAUAAAGGAAAUUGGACAUAAAUAUAUUUAUGUUUAUUUAAGGAUACUUAUUGACUGGUGUACUGUAUAACUACAUGUAAUAGGAUGUUUGUAGGUACAGUGUAAUCACCAAGUCCUUUUGUCAGUGCCGAGAACGAGAGGAUCGGCGAUUUACACAAGUGUUUAAGCAUAUUUCAACUAUACAUGUAUUGAAAAGACAUCUCAUUAAAAUUAAAUUGACAAUCGAUUAAAAUCUUACUAAAAGUCUGUUUGGUUUAUGAGACACUGUUUACAAUGUACUUCAUAAAG
Molecule: messenger RNA, 3489 nt
Organism: Pecten maximus
Lineage: Eukaryota; Metazoa; Mollusca; Bivalvia; Pectinida; Pectinidae
Exons: 1
Coding region: 255-2495 (746 amino acids)
Source: RefSeq, a predicted model, not a curated record